UGUCUUAUAUCAAAUCUUUGUAGCAAAUAUGGUUGCUUUCUCCACAAAUUCCACUAAACACUACAAUGUUCGAUCCAUUAGCUUGCCUGCUAGAUCACAUCCAACCACAGUUAAAGUUGAAGAGGCGCUUGACAAGCUUACAUCUUGGGAGAUGCACUCAUCUUCUUCAAAAGCAGAGAAAAUUCGGGCUGGUCUAUCAGGUCUUGGAGAGUUAUAUAGAAGUAUAGGUGAACUUUUUAGUUUACCACUGACUCAGCAAGCUCUAUCUCAACAUCAAAAUGAGAAAUGGGUCAAUGAAUUGUUAGAUGGUUUCUUGAGGUACUUAGACAUAUGUGGCAAUACAAGGGAAGCUAUUUUGUUAAUGAAAGAAAGUGUUCGUGAACUUCAGUCAGCUCUUCGGAGGAGCAAGUGUGGAGAGAUGAGUUUUGAAAGCAAUGUUACUGCUUAUAUCUGCUCUAGAAAGACAAUGAAAAAGGAAAUUGCCAAGUCUCUUGCUUCAUUAAAAUAUGGGAAGAACAUAAUGGCAGCCUCCCCAGAUCUUGAUAAUCUUAAUGAUCACCUCUACUUGGUGAUUAGAAUUCUUCGAAAAGUAAGUUUAAUCACAACCUCAAUCUUGAACUCACUCUUGUCAUUCCUCUCUGUGCCAAUGCUGAAGCCAAAGCCCACAAGAUGGUCACUGGUUUUGAAGCUAGUCCAUAAGAGAGUUGCAACAUAUGAAAGUCAAUGGGAAGUGAAUGAGUUAGAGAGUGUGGACAUUGCAAUAACCAAUCUAUUGGUGCAACAAUCAAGUAAAGAUGUUGAAGCAGAGAAGAUUGAAUCUGCCCAUGAGAGACUGCAGGCUUUGGAUGCUAGUAUUGAAGGUUUUGAGCAUGGAUUGGAAGGAUUGUUUAGGCGUUUGAUCCAUGCAAAAGUUACUCUUUUGAAUAUAUUUUCUCAAUAGAUUAGAGUUUUAUCAUAGUUUCAGUAAAUUUGUAAUAUGAAAUUGAGUUAUGGAUCCGAAUUUUAGAGGAUC
Mangifera indica (mango) is the source of this 1012-nucleotide messenger RNA. RefSeq lists its product as uncharacterized. The record is from RefSeq and is a predicted model, not a curated record. NCBI's taxonomy places the organism in Eukaryota, Viridiplantae, Streptophyta, Magnoliopsida, Sapindales, Anacardiaceae. The transcript has a single exon. Gene Ontology annotation, biological process: root development; shoot system development. Bases 29 to 940 code for a protein of 303 amino acids.